Molecule: messenger RNA, 1442 nt
Organism: Alternaria rosae
Lineage: Eukaryota; Fungi; Ascomycota; Dothideomycetes; Pleosporales; Pleosporaceae
Product: cytochrome P450
Exons: 4
Coding region: 21-1229 (402 amino acids)
Molecular function (GO): oxidoreductase activity, acting on paired donors, with incorporation or reduction of molecular oxygen; heme binding; monooxygenase activity
Source: RefSeq, a predicted model, not a curated record
GGAGAAAACACCGGAAGCUUAUGCACAUGGCCGUUGGCUCUCAAGCCGUACGCAAAUAUCGUAUAUUCCAGGCGCAAGAGUCCGCAAUCUUGAUCCGCGACUUCCUGCUUGAGCCGCACGACUUCGAGCUCUCCAUCGAGCGCUACUCUGUAUCAAUCACCUCGAUCGUCGGCUGGGGUCGACGCAUCGAUCGUAAGAACGACUACGUUGCUCAACAAGCUCUCAAGUUGAUGGAAGCUGUCAAUUAUAUCGUCCCUGGUAUCUAUCUCAUGGAGGCCGUUCCGUUUCUGAUACACUUGCCUGCUUGGCUCUACGCGCUACCGAGCCAGAUGCGACUAGGUGCUGGUAUACUGUCGCGCUACUUCUAUUUGCUUACGCAGGAAGGCGCCGAAGCGAAGGAACACAACUUUGGGAAACAUGUUAUGGCGUCUCAACAAGGUAGUCACAUGACAGACCUCGAAGUUGCAAGUCUUAUGGGCAAUCUGAUUGGUGGUGGGGUAGACACGACCAGUAGCACUAUGCUAUCGUGCAUCCUGGCGAUGGCGCGCUUUCCGGAAGUACAAGAGAAAGUUCACGCUGAGUUCGAUGCAGUCGUCGGACAUGAUCGCUCUCCAAAUUGGGAUGAUAUCGAUUCAAAUGCGCUUCCAUACUUGACUGCAGUGGUCAAGGAAACGCUGCGAUGGAGAACCGUGACUAUACUAGCAGGUAUCCCUCACGCUAACACCAUCGAUUUCGAUUACAAAGGCUACCACUUCCCCGCCGGUACCAACUUCACAGGCAACAUGUGGGCGAUCCACAGACACCCGCGCGACUUUCCCGAUCCGGACAGAUUCAUGCCGGAGAGGUUUCUCGAAGGCGGAGGCAGCGCGAAACAACCUUAUCCGAACAAGUACGGCAUGAAUCCCUUCGGGUGGGGGCGCAGGCAGUGCAGCGGUCAGCCGCUUGCUGAACAAGGUCUGCUUUACUCUCUUGCGCGCAUGAUUUGGGCUUUUGAUAUUCUGCCGGGUGUUGACGAGGAUCGUAACGAAGUUGAUUUGGAUAUCUUUGCCUACACCGACAGCGAGAACAUGAGGCCAGAGCCUUUCCGUGUGCGAUUUAUGCCUCGCUCGGACGCGAUCAGGAAGCUGCUAUUGGACGAGGCUGCGGAAGCACGUGAGGCAUUAAGGGUCUAUGAUGGGGAAACUCGCGUCAGGAUAGAGGACGCUGUCAACGAUCCUGCAAAGCUUUGAAAAUGUUGAUCAGGCUGUGGUAUACCGUCGGUAGUGUCGAAGUUCUAGCUGUGGAACGGUAAUAAGGUGUCUGUUAUGCGAGCUGCAGCCGACUAGAUUUGUUUCCUACCUCGAAAGUUUCCCUCUACAAUGUGUCGUGUGCUAGACGAUUCUGCGUGGGAGAUUUGUUGCUUAAGUACUCAUGAACACGCUGCUGUUGGGUCCAGACACAGC